GCCAACACUUCCGCCUUCCUUUACAUGUCUGCUUUGAUACGGUGAAGCGCGUUCAGCGGACCUCUUCGUAAUUUACGUCUAUCGCCGAGGACAUAUUUCAUCUGCGAUAUGGAGGCGAUAGCAGCAAGCGGUGAGCCCAUGGAUGUGUACACGGCCCUCCAGGAGGUGCUCAAGAUGGCCCUGAUGCACGACGGCCUUGCUCGUGGUCUCCACGAAGCGGCAAAGGCCCUCGACAAGCGCCAGGCCCACUUGUGCGUUCUCGCCAACAACUGCGACGAGGCCAGCUAUGUGAAGCUCGUGGAAGCCCUGUGUGCCGAACACCAGAUCAACCUCAUCAAGGUUGACAGCAACAAGAAGCUUGGCGAGUGGGCUGGCCUCUGCAAGAUUGACAAGGAAGGCAAGGCGAGGAAAGUGGUCGGCUGCAGCUGUGUCGUGGUGAAGGACUACGGCAAGGAGACGCAGGCACACGACGUCCUCACGGACUACUUCCAGUCCAAGAGGGGAUAACCUGGGCUCGGUUUUGCUUGCAUUAAAUGGGAACUCCAUCCUCA
Molecule: messenger RNA, 551 nt
Organism: Dermacentor andersoni
Lineage: Eukaryota; Metazoa; Arthropoda; Arachnida; Ixodida; Ixodidae
Gene: RpS12
Product: ribosomal protein S12
Biological process (GO): translation
Cellular component (GO): ribosome
Molecular function (GO): structural constituent of ribosome
Source: RefSeq, a predicted model, not a curated record